CUGCGCCGCGCUAGCGGGGGUGGUUGCCCGGUGCUUUGAGGGGGGAGCAAGAUGGCGGCGGGCGAGUCGGCGGGGCGCUACCGGAGCGCGAUGAGCAGGAGCAAGGACCCCUCGGGGCUGCUCAUCUCCGUCAUCAGGACUCUAUCUACAAGCGAUGACGUUGAGGACCGAGAGACUGAGAAGGGCCGCCUGGAAGAAGCCUACGAGAAAUGCGACCGGGACUUGGACGAGCUCAUUGUCCAGCACUACACCGAGCUCACCACUGCCAUCCGUACGUACCAGAGCAUCACGGAGCGCAUCACCAACUCCCGCAACAAGAUCAAGCAGGUGAAGGAGAAUCUGUUAUCGUGCAAGAUGCUGCUGCACUGCAAGAGGGAUGAGUUGCGCAAGUUGUGGAUUGAAGGGAUCGAACACAAACACGUCCUGAACUUGCUGGAUGAGAUUGAGAACAUCAAGCAAGUGCCCCAGAAGCUGGAACAGUGCAUGGCCAGCAAGCACUACCUCAACGCAACAGACAUGCUGGUGUCAGCGGUGGACUCCUUGGAGGGUCCCCUUCUUCAGGUGGAGGGCUUGAGCGAUCUGAGGCUGGAGCUCCACAGCAAGAAGAUGAACAUGCACCUAGUCCUGAUCGAUGAGUUACACCGUCACCUUUACAUCAAGUCAACUAACAGGGUGGGACAACGCAACAAGGAGAAGGGGAGAAUCAGUUCACUUGUGAAAGAUGCCUCUUCUGUACCUCUUAUGGAUGUUACCAACUUGUCUACGCCUCGCAAGUUCCUUGAAACUUCCCAGUUCAGCACUCCUGGAAGCUCCAGCAUGCGAGAAACAAGCCUUCUGGAAAUUAAGGAAGAUAUGGAUCUGGAUCCCGAGGAGAACAGCAUUGUCUUCAUGGGCAUACUCAUCAAAGGGCUGGCCAAGCUGAAAAAAAUCCCUGAAACGGUGAAAGCCAUCCAGGAUCGCCUAGAACAAGAACUCAAGCAGAUUGUGAAGCGCUCCACAACCCAGGUGGCAGACAAUGGUUACCAGAGAGGGGAAAAUAUUUCCCAGGAAAAUCAGCCUAGGUUGCUGCUGGAACUGCUAGAGCUUCUCUUUGACAAAUUCAACGCUGUGGCUGCUGCGCACUCCGUCGUCCUUGGACACCUUCAGCAAACAGUGGCCUCUCCUUGCAGCCAGUACGAUGGUGAUAUCAAGCUCUACGACAUGGUAGAUGUGUGGGUGAAGAUCCAAGAUGUCUUGCAGGUAAGGAGACUUCAAUAUCUGGAUAUGAAGAACACCCGCACUGCCUCGGAGCCAUCCACCCAGCUUAGCUACGCCAGCUCGGGGCGAGAAUUCGCAGCGUUCUUCGCGAAGAAGAAACCACAAAGGCCUAAAAACCCUUUGUUCAAGUUUGAGUCCUCUUCCCAUGCUAUUAGCAUGAGUGCCUAUUUGCGUGAGCAGAGGAGGGAGCUGUACAGCAGAAGCGGAGAACUUCAAGGAGGACCGGAUGAUAACUUAAUUGAAGGUGGAGGAUCCAAGUUUGUCUGCAAACCAGGAGCCAGAAACAUAACCAUCAUCUUUCAUCCCCUCCUCAGAUUUAUCAAGGAGAUAGAGCACGCCAUGGAGCUCGGCCCGGCCAAACAGUGCCCGCUCCGUGAGUUCCUCACCAUGUACAUCAAGAACAUCUUCCUCAAUCAGGUCCUGGCUGAGAUCAACAAGGAAAUCGAAGGAGUCACGAAGGCAUCCGAUCCCCUCAAGAUCCUGGCUAACGCAGAUACCAUGAAGAUCCUAGGGGUGCAGAGGCCUCUCCUGCAGAGCACGGUGAUCGUGGAGAAGACUGUCCAAGACCUGAUGAACCUGAUGCAUGACCUGAGCGCCUAUUCGGAUCAGUUCCUCAACAUGGUGUGUGUGAAGCUCCAGGAGUACAAGGACACCUGCACCCUCGCCUACAGGAGCAUCGUGCAGUCGGACGAAAAGCUGGUGAUCAGCGCCUCCUGGGCUAAGGAUGACGACAUUAGCAGGCUCCUGAAAUCUCUGCCCAACUGGAGCAACAUGGCUCAGCCCAAGCAACUGAGACCCAAGAGAGAGGAGGAGGAAGACUUUAUAAGGGCUGCUUUCGGCAAAGAGUCCGAAGUUCUCAUCGGCAACCUGGGAGACAAGCUCAUCCCCCAACAGGAGAUCCUGCGGGACGUCAGCGACCUGAAGGCCUUGGCCAACAUGCACGAGAGCCUGGAGUGGUUAGCAGGUCGCACCAAGGCAGCCUUCUCCAGCCUCUCAGCCACCCAGACCAUGUCUCCUGGCCAGGACAGCCACGCCAGUAUGGAGCACCUCCCUGCAUCCGAACAGAUCCUGCAAACCCUGAGCGAGCUGGCCAAGUCUUUCCAAGAGAUGGCUGACCGCUGCCUGCUGGUGCUGCAUUUGGAAGUCAGAGUUCAUUGCUUCCACUACCUGAUCCCGCUGGCUAAACAAGGCAACUAUGCCAUCGUGGCCAACGUGGAGAGCAUGGACUACGACCCCCUGGUUGUCCGGCUCAACAAGGACAUCAGUGCUAUCGAGGAGGCCAUGAGCGCCAGCCUCCAGCAGCACAAGUUCCAGUACAUUUUCGAAGGUUUGGGCCACCUCAUCUCCUGCAUUCUGAUCAACGGCGCCCACUAUUUUAAGCGCAUCAGCGAGUCUGGCAUCAAGAAAAUGUGCAGGAACAUCUUCAUCCUGCAGCAAAACCUGACCAACAUCACCAUGUCCCGUGAGGCUGACCUGGACUUUGCAAGGCAGUAUUACGAGAUGCUCUACAACACAGCAGACGAGCUCUUGAACCUGGUGGUGGAUCAAGGCGUGAAGUACACAGAGCUGGAGUACAUCUACGCCCUGAACUUACUGCACCGGAGCCAGACGGGUGUGGGAGACCAAACCACGCAGAAUAUGAGGCUGCAGAGGCUGAAGGAGAUCAUCUGUGAGCAAGCUGCUAUCAAACAGGCUACCAAGGACAAGAAAAUUACCACUGUUUAACCUGCUUGGUCGCUCGCCUUUAGUGAGCAGCGGGGGCUGUCAGGUUGCAGGGCCAAAUUUCUGCGUUUCUGUUAAAAUCGGUGGCAAAAGCGUGAAUCUUCUGGGUGGCGGCCUGAUAGCGAGAAGGGAAAUGCCGUUUGAAAUUUGGUUUUGGGGUUCUUUGGGGGGUUUCGAUGUGUAAUCACGUAGUGCUUCCUUAACGCCUUCUCCCGGGAGUGAUGGCACUGCAGGAGGAAGAGGCUUUUUGGCGGAGAUGUGGGUGGGAUGCUGGGCUUUGCUCUGUCGCUGCUGCUUUGCCUUGGGACGCAAGGCAAGCUGCUCUCUCCGGGGGAAUGGGGAAAGAGAUUUCACUGGGUUAGGCCAGAGUCUUUGGUGCAAGUUCAGACCACACUAAAUAAACAGCACUGUGAGAAUCAAGGAGCAGACCUGUUGAUAACGUGGGAUCUUGAUGACUUUGAAGCUGUUCCACCACUGUAGCCACACAGGGAAGCCUAUUUCAGCUCUGCCAGUACUAAGUGACAGUCGUAGAUGCGUUUAGUUUUCUGCUCUUCCCACUGCAAAGAGAUCUAGUUGCUUAUUCCUCCGGGUAGUAAUAAGCCAGUUCUUGCAGUGGGAGGUGACGUGGGACCAUUUGUUUCCACUUCUGCUUUUUGAUUAUCACGGAGCCAGAUGGCAUCAGUUCCUGCAGCUCAUACUGCACUGGAUGGUGGUGGAUGUGGGAGCAAAUUGCCAAUAGAAGGCAACAGCAGAAUUUAAUUCUCUUUUUUCUGAAUGUAUCUUUUGAGCAUGCUUAGCUCAGAAGAUAUUUUGUAGUCACCAUUUGAUGCACUGGAAGGACAUUAGCUCAGUGCUAAUGGUCAGCAAGGGCAGGAGGAGGGUAGAUCCCAGCUCUGCAGUGUGAGGCAAGCUCAGGUCCCCAGUUCUGCCUUGCCACCUGGUAAAAGGCUCUCGAUUCACUGAGGCUGAUGAGGUUGUGCCAACCCUCCAAACCACGAACGCUCUGCACUUGUAUUUGGCAGGUAAAUAGUCAGCCCAGCUGGGCUUCAUGUCCUGAAAUAGGUUCUCUCUCAGCUGUUUAACUGCUUCUGCAUCAGUCUUGAAACUUCUGAAUUAAAGGAUAUUUAAAGACUCCUCAAA
Molecule: messenger RNA, 4119 nt
Organism: Anas platyrhynchos (mallard)
Lineage: Eukaryota; Metazoa; Chordata; Aves; Anseriformes; Anatidae
Source: RefSeq, a predicted model, not a curated record